UUGAAAUCUUUUUAAUCGAACAAAGUCAAUAAUAUAUAUGGGAUUCUCAAUUCUCUUGUACUGCACAAAGAGAAAAAGAACUGCAAUCGAAACAUGGCUUUAGAAGCCCUUUCUUCUAACGAACUCUUGAACUUCGUCAUCUAUGACUCCAUUUCUUCUACCCCAUAUAGCUGCAAUGACUCGUCAGACGCUAUUAGCUUGUUACCUCAAGCAAAUGUUGUUGGCUGCUCCUCCAUGCCACCGCCGAGCCACCCACCAGAGGCAACAGAAACAACCCAAAAGCCACCGGAAUUUACCGUGCAAGGCCGCAAGAAGAGAAGGAGAAGACCAAAGGUGUGCAAGAAUAAAGAGGAAGCUGAAACACAAAGAAUGACGCACAUUGCUGUUGAAAGAAAUCGCCGUAAACAAAUGAACGAGCAUCUAGCCGUCUUGCGAUCCCUCAUGCCGGAAUCUUAUGUGCAAAGAGGUGACCAGGCCUCAAUUGUUGGUGGUGCAAUAGAAUUCGUAAAGGACCUCGAGCACGUUUUACAGUCACUAGAAGCUAAGAAAUUCGUACUACAACAAGCUGCUACCGCUGAGACAGGAGAUGCAAAUGACCACACGCAUGGCUCUAACAAAAUGUUAAAAAUCAACCCUUUUGCUCAAUUUUUCUCACAUCCACAAUUCAGCUGCUCUAAUUUACACAACAAUUAUACAUCCCAGAAUUCAGCAGCCAUUGCAGAAAUUGAAGUCACCUUGAUUGAAACCCAUGCAAACAUGCGAAUCCUUUCCCAUCGAAGAUUUCGACAGCAUUCCAAGAUUGUUUCUGCCUUUCAGGCUAUGUUUCUCUCCAUACUUCACCUCAAUGUCACCACUUUGGACCCACUCGUGCUCUACUCUAUCAGUGCCAAGGUGGAAGAAGGUUGCCAGCUAAAUUCAGCAGAUGAAAUAGCUGGUGCAGUUCACCACAUGUUAAGAAUAAUUGAGGAGGAAGCUAUCCUAUGUUGUCUAUCCUAGAUUGAAUAUUGAACUUUUCUGUCUAUUCUUGUUCAAUUUCGAGUAGGUCAACUGUAAUUUUGUUAAGGACUAAUGUAGGACCAUUAGCUAGGCGUUCCAUAUCUAGCUCUUCUGCUAAAAAUAAUUAGAGUUUAAUAAUUCAUAUAGAAAAGGAUUAAAAAAACUA
Olea europaea var. sylvestris is the source of this 1162-nucleotide messenger RNA. RefSeq names its product transcription factor bHLH71-like. Gene Ontology annotation, biological process: regulation of transcription by RNA polymerase II. The record is from RefSeq and is a predicted model, not a curated record. NCBI's taxonomy places the organism in Eukaryota, Viridiplantae, Streptophyta, Magnoliopsida, Lamiales, Oleaceae. The coding region runs from base 94 to 996 and encodes 300 amino acids. The transcript is spliced from 4 exons. Gene Ontology annotation, molecular function: protein dimerization activity; DNA-binding transcription factor activity, RNA polymerase II-specific; RNA polymerase II cis-regulatory region sequence-specific DNA binding.